UUUAAAAGCCUCCGCAGGCUACACAAAGGGAGAGGGGGGCAGCUCUCCUCCCCGAGCCAGGAGCGCCCGUCAGCUGCGCGGACUCCCCUCCUGCCCGGAGCUGGACUGAACCCGGGAGGGGACAUGAAACCGACCAGGAAAAGCUUUAACCAGGAGCGGUCUGCAGGCAGCUCCACCAUGUCAGACAGCGACCUCGGAGAAGAUGAUGGGACUGCCUCUCUGGACCUGUUGCAGUCGAACAAGAGAAAAAGAAGGGGGAACCUCCCGAAGGAAUCGGUGAAGAUCCUCCGAGACUGGCUCUAUGAGCAUAGGUUCAAUGCAUAUCCAUCUGAGCAAGAGAAACUCAGUCUGUCUGGACAGACCAACCUCUCUGUGCUGCAGAUCUGUAACUGGUUCAUCAACGCCCGGCGGCGGCUCCUCCCCGACAUGCUGCGCAAGGACGGCAAGGACCCCAACCAGUUCACCAUCUCUCGCCGAGGGGGCAAGACCGCAGAUGUGGCCCUGCCCCGUGGGGCCACCACGGGCUCUGGGGUGCUGGUGAUGCCUCCUGUGGCUCCCGCUACGGCGGCUGCCACUGCCACCCCCAAGGUGCUGUCCAUGUCAGUCUGCCCGCAGGUGAUCUGCCACCCCGCGCAGCCACUGGCCAGCAGCCUGACAGUGGUGAGCACCCACGGGGCUGAGCAGGAGAAGCAGCCCCCCUUCCCCCGGAUGGAGCUGGACCCCCACCCCAAGCCUCAGCUGAGCACAACAAGCAGCACCAUGGCGCUGUUGGCCAGGACGGACGCGGCCAGCCCCACCAACGGACUCUUUAACACCCCACCCCCCACGCCGCCCGAGCUCUUCGGAGAGGACUUCAGCAGCUUCCAGCUGCUGGUGGAAGUGGCGCUGCAGAAGGCGGCCGAGCUGGAAUCGCAGCGGCAGAAUGGGCAGCUGCCCCCAUUAUGGCACACAGAGCCCCAGGCUGCCCCAGUCUCCAAAUAACCUGCUCUGUGCCGGCUCCAGCUGGGUCUGCCCACCCUUCCUGUCUUCUAGGGCUCUGUUGGGUUUGGCGUCUGCCAGCUGAAGGUGGUGGGGGGGCUUUUUGUUUUUGUUUUUUGUUGUUUUACUGUGUUUCUCGGCAGUGAAGGUCCUCAUCCCAGAUGUUACACAUCCUUCUCCCACCAGGAGGGGACCCAAGGAGCCUGACCGCAUUCGGACCUCCACAAAGCAGCCCUUGUGGACUGCAGCAUCUUCAUCUGGAGGGACACGUGACCCUUUUCAUUGUCACGAUGUUCGGAAGCUGUCAAGUAUCCCUCGCACCUUUGAUUGCACCCUGGGUUUCUUAUAUCGUGCUGGAGACAUCGCCUCUCUUCAGGUGCCCAAAGGAGGUAGGCCUGGCUCCUUGGAAGGAUCUUAGUGGCUGUUGUGAGGAGAGAGCUUUGUAGCUGGCUUGACCUCUUACUAGAUGACUAUUUUGCUGUGUAAGACUCUGGAAAAACCUGCUGACUUUAUGGGAGAAAAACAAAUGAAGUGUCCAGCCAAAACUGCAUCUAAAGGGGUUGAGAAACCUUCCGGGUUUUGAACACCUGAGGAGGAAAAGACUUUUCCCCUAAACCUCUCUGGGCCACCUCUUUGUUUUGCCUUGUAUAUAUUUUGUGAAGGGAGAGUUUAGCCGCAGAGCCUUGAGCGGCCCUGGAGAGCCUGUGGAAAGGCAAAGAUCAAACUAACUGGAAAACUUAAAUCUGUGGCUUUUUUUUUUUUUCCAUUGAAAGAAACAAAACCCCCUAAUGUUG
Terrapene triunguis (Three-toed box turtle) is the source of this 1772-nucleotide messenger RNA. It is a transcript of the gene TGIF2, whose product is annotated as TGFB induced factor homeobox 2. The coding region runs from base 124 to 981 and encodes 285 amino acids. Gene Ontology annotation, biological process: regulation of transcription by RNA polymerase II. Gene Ontology annotation, molecular function: RNA polymerase II cis-regulatory region sequence-specific DNA binding; DNA-binding transcription factor activity, RNA polymerase II-specific. Lineage: Eukaryota; Metazoa; Chordata; Testudines; Emydidae. The transcript is spliced from 3 exons. The record is from RefSeq and is a predicted model, not a curated record.